Messenger RNA from Aureobasidium musti, 567 nucleotides. NCBI's taxonomy places the organism in Eukaryota, Fungi, Ascomycota, Dothideomycetes, Dothideales, Saccotheciaceae. The record is from the annotation of a GenBank genome assembly.
AUGUCCACCAACAAAUCGGCCACAUCCAUCCUCUACCACAUCCUCGAGCCAAGAUACAACAACAGCAUCGGCCUCGCAGCAGCCUGGGCAGACGACUACGCCCACACUCCCUCAGGCGCUUUUAGCUACCAAUGGCAUUGGAUAGAUUCUGCCGACAACCCUCCGCAUUAUUGUAAUGUGUAUUAUCAUCGUGAUUGCUCUGAGGGCGGCUUCCCUAACACAACCAUCCAGCCCUUCUUCAAGCAUCUCGUCUCUCGCAUCCAAGAAGACGAUUUCUCAAUCCCUUCUUCCGAAUGGAUAGCUUGUAGCGAUCCUUCUAGACCAUUAGAGUGUGCACUCAGUUGGGCUCGCGAUAGCAAUGCGCUGAACUGCGACUAUGUUUUCUCGCGCGCUGUUAAGGAUGUCGAUUUAGCCACCAGCGGUUAUGCGACCGGCGCUUUCCCCAUCGUGGAGUUGCAGACGAGCAAAGCGAUUCUGAGAAUAGCCACCUGGCUGAACAGAUUGGUGGCUGCCGAUCAUGAUCGUGAGGGAGGCGUAGUGUUGCAGACGGAGCCUGGCUCAUUAUAA